CCGAGCGCCGCGGCCCGGGCACGGGCACCGCGCUCCGCUCCGCACCGCUCCGCACCGCUCCGCCCGCAGCGGAGGCAGGGCCGGGCGGGCCGAACCGAGCCGAGCCGAGCCGAACCGAACCGAACCGAACCGGGCGGGGGGGACCCGCCCGCAGCACCGAGCAGCUCCGCGCCGGCUGCGGGGAUGUGAGCGGAGGCUCCGCCGGCAGCGCCGCCGCUCCGCGCCCGGGAAGAUGCUGAGCAGGUGGAUGAGUGGCAGCAGCAGGAACCUGGACCGCGAGUACAACUGCACCGUGCGGCUGCUGGACGACAGCGAGUACACCUGCACCAUCCAGAGAGAUGCCAAGGGUCAGUACCUGUUCGACCUUCUGUGCCACCACCUGAACCUGCUGGAGAAGGACUACUUCGGCAUUCGGUUUGUGGACCCCGACAAGCAAAGGCAUUGGCUGGAGUUCACAAAGUCGGUUGUGAAGCAGAUGAGGGCCCAGCCGCCCUUCACCAUGUGUUUCCGCGUCAAGUUUUACCCCACGGACCCCGCGGCUCUGAAGGAGGAGAUCACCAGGUAUUUAGUCUUCCUGCAGAUCAAACGAGAUCUCUACCACGGCCGUCUCCUCUGCAAGACUUCAGAUGCUGCUUUGCUGGCCGCCUAUAUCCUUCAAGCCGAGAUCGGGGACUACGACCCGGGGAAGCACCCGGAGGGCUACAGCUCCAAGUUCCAGUUCUUCCCCAAGCACUCGGAAAAGCUGGAGAGGAAAAUUGCAGAGAUCCACAAGUCGGAGCUGAGUGGGCAGACACCAGCUACUUCAGAGCUGAAUUUCCUAAGGAAAGCCCAGACUCUGGAGACCUAUGGAGUUGACCCACACCCCUGCAAGGACGUGUCGGGAAAUGCGGCGUUUUUGGCCUUCACUCCCUUCGGGUUCGUGGUGCUGCAGGGAAACAAGCGAGUACACUUCAUCAAAUGGAAUGAGGUGACCAAAAUGAAAUUUGAGGGAAAGACUUUCUAUUUAUACGUAAGUCAGAAGGAGGAAAAGAAAAUUGUCCUUACCUAUUUUGCCCCAACGCCAGAAGCCUGCAAGCACCUCUGGAAGUGUGGGAUCGAAAACCAAGCCUUCUACAAGCUGGAGAAGUCGAGCCAGGUCCGGACGGUGUCCAGCAGCAACUUGUUCUUCAAAGGAAGCCGGUUCCGAUACAGUGGCCGCGUUGCAAAAGAAGUGAUGGAGUCCAGCGCCAAGAUCAAGCGGGAGCCGCCGGAGAUACAUCGGGCAGGGCUGGUGCCGAGCCGGAGCUGCCCCUCCAUCACCCACGGCCCCCGCCUGAGCAGCGUGCCCCGCACCCGCAGGAGAGCCGUUCACAUCUCCAUCAUGGAAGGCCUGGAGUCGCUGCGUGACAGCGCCCACUCCACCCCGGUGCGCUCGGCCUCCCACGGCGACGCCUUCGUGCCCCCCGGCCGCGGCGGCCGCGCCGAGAGCAGCGAGCGGGUGGCCGUCAUCGCCGACGAGAGCUACAGCCCGGCCGACAGCGUGCUGCCCACGCCGGUGGCCGAGCACAGCCUGGAGCUGAUGCUGCUGUCGCGGCAGCUGAACGGGGCUCCGUGCAGCAUCGAGGAGGAGAAGGAGUCGGAGGCCGGCACGCCCAGCGCGGCCGAGGCCGAGGAGCCGGGCGAGCUCCGCGCCCUGUGCCUGGGCGCCAGCGGCCGCGGCGGGACACAGGCGGAACAGGUGAAUAAGUUUGUUUUAAGUGUCCUCCGUUUGCUCCUUGUGACAGUUGGACUCCUCUUUGUUUUGCUCCUUCUCCUGAUCAUCCUUACCGAGUCCGACCUUGACACUGCCUUUUUCCGCGAUAUCCGCCAGACCCCCGAGUUCGAGCAGUUCCAUUACCAAUACUUUUGUCCCCUCAGGCGAUGGUUUGCCUGCAAAGUCCGCGCCGUGGUAAGCCUGCUCAUUGACACCUGAAGGCAGGAGCCGCCACAAAACUAGCCAGGCGGACUCGGGAGAGACCUGCUGCUGUCCCCAGCGAGCGGGACCUUUGUGGCACCUUCAGCUCUUGCAAUAACUCCUUCUCCCAUGACCCCGAGUACAGUGCUGCCUAGGACGUUUCUUUCCAGGAGGACGAGAGGGGUAGACGCAGACCAGACACUUGUCCUUCCCUAGCCUGCUCGGCCGCUGCUUCCACCCCUUGGAGCCCGCAGAAUAAGUUAAGGUUUCCGUUUUGAUUUUUCACAGCCGCGUGUGUUACUUUUGGAAGUACCAAAUAAAGAGAGGAAUUUAUUUUACUAUUACCACUGAUCAUUGUACAAGCAUCAGCCAGCGGCUGAGAGGCCAGAGAUGCUGUAUUACGCAGGAGCUUUAGCAAUGGUGCUACUGAGUUUUAAUUUAAACACUUGUGUAUCGUUACGUUAUCGAAUCCGCCACUGUGCGCCACGCCACCGCCCACCAAGCACCGCUUUGCAGAGCGCGCUCCUUCCGAGCCGGAGCCUCCCGCGGGGCACCCCCUGGCCGGCCUCGCCCCGCGCCGGCUCCUUCUGAUGCAGGCGGCCGUGGCCCUCGCCCUGCGCCACACGCGGCCUCCUGGGACUGUCUCUGCGCCAUGGCCGGUCCCUGUCCGGCUGCCCACGGCACCGCGCUUCGCAGCUGUGGCUCCAGGCCCCGCGCCGGUGGGCGAGAGCUCGGCCAGCCCCGGCGCACAGCCGGGGAUGGUUAGUAAGCCAGCGAGCCUCAGAAAGCUGUACUCCUUUUGUACAAACAAAGAGACUGUUUCAACGUAUAUUUUAACAACGAAAAGCUAUUUUGUUAUUGAACCUAACCGAGUCUUUUUUUACUUUACGGAUUGGGUGAACGCGGUGCGCUGUACCAAGGGGCUGGAGCCGAGCGAAUGGUGUAAAUGUUUUUUGUAGACUGGAAGCCUAACGUCAGUUUAACGUGUUACUAGUUUUGGAAUACAGAGAGGAGCUCUAAUUUUAUGACUUUUCUGAAGAUAAAAAGGACAGAACUACCGGAGCAGAGGUAACACUGGAAAAGCCAAUGGAUAACCAUUAGACCUAUCUAUUCUUAAGCAAAAAUAAACAAAAAAUAGCUCAUUGUACUUGUGUCAUAGCCGCCGGGACCUUCAGUUACCUGGGAAGCAUAACAGUCUCUUACACAGGGAGCAAUAAAAGCCAGUUCUGUUAAGUUUUGGACGAGAAGUUGGACGUACUCAACGCAGGGAGACCAGACGAGCGAGUUUUAUUUCAUCUCAGGGAGAGAUUUUACGUAAGCUGGGGCCAUAACUGCAGUUUUAAGCAGCCCGAUUCCCGCGUUCCUGCCCGAGCAGCCCGCCAACCAUCCCCGGUGGGGCCGGCCCCGGGCAGCGGCGCCCGGCACAGCGCGGUCACCGCUCACCCCGACGCCGCCCGAUCACGGCCCAGCAGCCGAGGGGGUUGGCGUCCCACUGUGGCUCUGAGCAGACAGGUGAAGUCCCGAGCGCUGCCAGGAGCCGGAGGAUCGGUUUUUACAUGAUACCCUGUUUUAUGCAACAUAGCGAAAUUAACUCUUAGUGUAGUGUUCCUACCUCAGUCUGUAGUUAAUGGUGUUUCUAUGCAGUGCGUGAUAGUCUCAAACUUGACAUUUUUCACCCCAGGUUAAAGAUGCAGUAUUCCCUUGUUUCAGCUGCUGCCGUACCCGCGUGGUGUCACCUCGGCGUACCGCCUGCCCCAGCGGCCGCCCUGCUCUCAAUACUUUGUACGUUAGGCACCUUCCUUUGAAAGAAACGCGAUGCGUCCGAGUAUUGACCUUGAAAACCUUUUCCAUCAGCUUACUUUAGGAUAGCUAUAAAUGCCAGACCUAGGUUACCUCUGCAGUGUUCACCCAGCAUUUUACUGCAAAAACCACGAGAACUGGUAAUUUUUCAUUGUACGUUUUUCCUGUAUGUUCCAUAUUAUGUCUUGUGUUUCACUACUUGUUAGUUUUACCUGUCUUUAUAUUAAAAUGUUGUUUCCAUAGAUUCUUAUAUCAGAAAAAAAAAAUAUCUCGUAAUAGCAUACUGCAUCUUUAAGCAGUAGACGGUAAAAUACCUGAAAAUGUGAAUUUCUUAGUUUUCAUAAAAAGAAAAAUCUAGAAAUUAACCUUUCAUGUGCCAAAUACUGUAAGUUACAUUUUCCUUCAAAAUGUACCUUUUUCUACAUACUCAAUAUCUUAGUUAGCAUAAAAUCAUUGGUGCCAUGAAAAGUAUUUUUAAAUUUAAAUAAAUAUUUAAAUAUCA
Molecule: messenger RNA, 4235 nt
Organism: Cygnus olor (mute swan)
Lineage: Eukaryota; Metazoa; Chordata; Aves; Anseriformes; Anatidae
Gene: FRMD5
Product: FERM domain containing 5
Exons: 14
Coding region: 233-1951 (572 amino acids)
Cellular component (GO): cytoskeleton
Molecular function (GO): cytoskeletal protein binding
Source: RefSeq, a predicted model, not a curated record